UGCGGACUGACGGCAGUAGCUACGUCACACACAUUGCUCAGCAGAAGCGCCGCUGCCUUAAACAUAUGGCUGCAGAUGUGUAGCCCAGGAUUUACACAGCAAACACGAACUGAUGGGAAACACAGAACGUCAUGAAAGAUAUAGACACUGUAGGGAGUGAGAAAGAUGAAAACUGGGUUUGUGGAGGAGAAAAUGAGAAAGAGGAGGAGGCUCCAAUGAGGCGUAGUUUCUCGGUAGAAGACCUCCUCGAUGAGGUGGAGAAGAUCUGCAAUGAUGCCUCAGGGACUUCAAAGGUUGAGAUGGUGGUGCGGCUGUGGAAGGACGGCUUCACCGUAAACGAUGAGGAGUUCCGCAGCUACUCCAUACCAGAGAACCAAGACUUUCUAGAGGCUAUCAAAAGGGGGGAGCUUCCGGCAGAGUGGGAAAGCAGAGCAGAAGAGGAGGAGCUGGAGAUCAAUGUGGAGGAUCUGACUGAGGAGACUUAUGUUCCCAAGAAGAAGGCCUUUCAUCCCUUCAGCGGCCGAGGAUACCGGCUGGGCAGUGUUGCACCCAGAGUGGUGGCCAGAUCACCAUCUGUGCAUGAGGAUGGAGAAUCUCUCCCUAUUCCCAUGGUAACACUGGACCACGCCCUCCCUGUCACCUCCCUGCAGAUCUGGUUGGCUGACGGCAGGAGAUUGGUGCAGAGGUUUAACCUAUCACAUCGGAUCAGCGAUGUUCAUGAUUUCGUCGCGCGAUGCCAGAGGAACUGCCCGCCGUUCAUCCUGACAACGUCUCUCCCUUGCCGAGAGCUCACCAAGGAAGAGCUGAGUUUAGAGGAGGCAGAUUUGGCCAACGCUGUCAUUGUGCAGAGACCCCUGAACACACAGGCUCCUUUUGGACACUCCUGACCACUAGGGCCGCCUAUGUUACACAAUACACCACUUUGCCCCAUUAACAUCCCACUCCAUCUCUUCUCAUAUACAGGCCAGUCCCCGAAUCGGCAACAUGUGCCGCACUUGAGGCGGUGCCAUUGAAAUUUCCCCUGUGCAUUAAGUCAUGUCUGUGUAGGAUUAUGUACACUACCUCUGUCCAGGCUUACGGAGACAUUUUCAGUUAGGUACACACAUCUCCACCAUCUCAGAUGCAGCUGAGGUCCUGUUGUUUGUUUCUGCUUUAUUUUGUGUUCUUCCUCUGGAGGACCAUGUUUUCUUGGCAGCACAGAUCCCUAAACUGCAGAAAAACUUUCAGGCAAACCAGUGCUGCCCCGCAUGCAGAUGGACUUCCAAGCAUAUCCAUCUGUUUUUCAGCAUGGCCUGCCACACAUAUCAGCCCCCCACAGACACACCAAACAGCUAUUCAAACUUCAAGUCUUCCCAAGCUGUGAUCACUAAUUUGUCUGCACUAUUUACAGGACUCUGAUAUUUAACUUUGUAUCAAUAGGAUUGCAUUUGUAAUUAGUAACUAUAAUGCGUGCUGUUUUGUUUGCAUAACAUGAUUGCCAACAUAUUACCAAGGUACAAAGACAAAAAAAAA
Myripristis murdjan (pinecone soldierfish) is the source of this 1512-nucleotide messenger RNA. It is a transcript of the gene ubxn2a, whose product is annotated as UBX domain protein 2A. The transcript has 7 exons. Gene Ontology annotation, biological process: proteasome-mediated ubiquitin-dependent protein catabolic process; Golgi organization; membrane fusion. The record is from RefSeq and is a predicted model, not a curated record. Gene Ontology annotation, molecular function: ubiquitin binding. Gene Ontology annotation, cellular component: nucleus; cytosol. NCBI's taxonomy places the organism in Eukaryota, Metazoa, Chordata, Actinopteri, Holocentriformes, Holocentridae. Bases 132 to 887 code for a protein of 251 amino acids.